Messenger RNA from Onthophagus taurus, 1454 nucleotides. RefSeq names its product Dicarboxylate carrier 1. NCBI's taxonomy places the organism in Eukaryota, Metazoa, Arthropoda, Insecta, Coleoptera, Scarabaeidae. The record is from RefSeq and is a predicted model, not a curated record.
UUCAAAGAAAAGCGUGGUGUGAUAUUGCGUGAUAUGAUUAAUUGAGGGAAUUUUAAGAAAAAUGUGUGUCAGCACAACGAUUUUAUUCUUAACGACAGAUUUGGUUUUAAAAUAACCAAAAAAUGGGGAGAUGUAAAUUUUGAUUUACCUUUAUGUGUAGGAUUUAGCUUCGAAAUUGGUAGGAAAAAUGAGUGAAGAUAAAAAGAAAAGGGUUGCAAAAUGGUACUUUGGAGGAUUGGGCUCUUGUGGAGCUGCUUGUAUAACUCACCCUUUGGAUACGAUAAAAGUUAUGUUGCAAACUCAACAACAAGUUAAGAUGGGUAUGGGACAAAUGGCUAUUCACGUCGUUAAAACUCAAGGAUUCUUUUCACUUUACAAUGGAUUAUCGGCGUCACUUCUUCGUCAACUCACUUAUUCCACGACUCGUUUCGGAAUUUACGAAUACAUGAAGAGCGUUUCUGAUCCUAACGAUAUGACUUUUGUAAAAAGGGUGGGUAUGGCUGCGGUGGCGGGUGCUGCUGGUGGUUUAGUGGGAACCCCCGCUGAUAUGGUUAAUGUCCGUAUGCAGAAUGAUAUUAAAUUACCGCUGGAACAACGGAGAAAUUAUUCGAACGCCGUGCAUGGAUUAUUUAGCGUGGCGAAACAAGAAGGUGUUGGAAAAUUAUUUAAUGGGGCUACAAUGGCUACAAGUAGGGCUGUUUUUAUGACCAUCGGACAAUUAUCGUUUUAUGAUCAAAUCAAAAUUUUAUUAUUAAGUACAGGGUUUUUCCAAGACAAUUUAACAACUCAUUUUACAUCUAGUUUAGUUGCUGCUGGUUUUGCAACGUUACUCACUCAACCUCUUGAUGUUUUAAAAACAAGAUCGAUGAACGCCAAACCGGGCGAAUUUAAAAGUUUAGGCGACUUAAUAAUGCACACUGCUAAAUUAGGACCAGCCGGUUUCUUCAAAGGAUUCAUCCCAGCAUUUUUCAGGCUUGGUCCACAUACGAUAUUAACUUUUGUAUUUUUUGAGCAACUUCGAAUGAAUUUCGGUUUGAAUCCGUCCUAUGAAGAGAAAAAAUCGUAAUUAAUUAUACAUAAGUGUCCAAAAUGAAUAUUUUAAGAGAAAUAAUUAUUUAAUAAGCAUAAUUGGCGAAUUAUACAGGAUUAUUCAGGAUUAUAUACAGAGUAACUUCAGGACAUAUCCGUCUAACUAUUGAACAACGAUACAUUCCUAUUUUUUGAACCUCAAAUAGAGGUGAAAUUAUCUUUGCUGCUAUUGCAUGGUUUUUUUAAACAUUUACAUACAUUAUAUUGUAAUUCCAAUUGAAACAUUCCAAUUAUUUAUUGCAUAUUGCAUAAAGAGAUAUUUUAAUGAAAUCGAUGUUAUUAUAAAAUAUUAAAAGAAUUGAAAUUAUUUAUAAAUAUGUAGGUGGUGUCAGUAUGUGAAUAAAGAAUUGAUUUAUCGAUGUUAA